CUCUGUCGCUCGCUCGUUCUGGUCCCUCCCUCGCAUUCAUUCCUUCUUUGAGUCCAGGAAUCUAGGGCAACCAAACGGCUCGGUUCGUUCCUUUCAGCCAUGAAUAUCUUUCGAUUUGUAGGCGAUGUGAUGCAUUUGGUCAGUAUUGUGAUACUGCUGCUUAAAAUCUAUGCCACUAAAUCAUGUUCAGGGAUUUCGCUCAAAACGCAGGAGCUUUACGCGAUAGUAUUUCUGGCUCGGUACUUAGAUCUCUUCACGGAUUUUAUUUCUCUUUAUAAUACUGUGAUGAAGCUGGUAUUCAUAGCGAGUUCUCUUGCUAUCGUGUGGUGUAUGCGGAGUCAUCGUGUCGUUAAGCGGUCUUAUGACAAAGAGCUGGACACCUUCCGCCAUUAUUUUCUUGUUUUGGGGUGCUUUAUAUUAGGGCUUCUCGUUCACGAGAAGUUCACAUUACAAGAGAUCUUCUGGGCAUUCUCUAUAUAUUUGGAAGCAGUUGCAAUUCUUCCGCAGCUGGUUUUGCUGCAGAGAAGUGGAAAUGUGGACAAUUUAACGGGCCAAUAUGUCUUCUUCCUUGGGGCUUAUCGUGCAUUCUACAUCCUUAAUUGGAUCUACCGUUACUUCACAGAGCCACAUUUCACUCGAUGGCUAUCCGUCAUAUCUGGUCUUGUCCAGACAGCUCUUUAUGCUGAUUUUUUCUAUUAUUACUUUUUGAGCUGGAAGAACAACGCAAAGCUUCAGCUUCCUGCUUGAAUCAAUUGAGAAUGCCAACUGUGUUACACGUUACUGAUGAUGACAGAUAUGUGAUGGUUUGGAAGCUUGUGGGCUAACUUUUGGGUUUCUGAGGUGUUGUGGUUGUAUCGUUUUCUGGAGACUGCACAUAGCAGGGAAGGAUACAGGUUAAGUUCAGACGAGGAUAAAAGCAUCAUUUGUACCAAGGAAAUAGUAGUAGAUUGGUUGAUGCACCUCACACUAAUUUGUAGAUGUACCAAAACACCCCUCUUCAUAUGGAGGGGAUAGCUUUGAAGUGUGUAACAUGGCUGUCCCUUAAACUUCAUUACAUUGCAUA
Messenger RNA from Telopea speciosissima, 1063 nucleotides. Its product is annotated as ER lumen protein-retaining receptor A. The record is from RefSeq and is a predicted model, not a curated record. Gene Ontology annotation, biological process: endoplasmic reticulum to Golgi vesicle-mediated transport; protein retention in ER lumen. Gene Ontology annotation, molecular function: ER lumen protein retrieval receptor activity. Gene Ontology annotation, cellular component: membrane; cis-Golgi network; endoplasmic reticulum. The coding region runs from base 100 to 747 and encodes 215 amino acids. The transcript has 6 exons. NCBI's taxonomy places the organism in Eukaryota, Viridiplantae, Streptophyta, Magnoliopsida, Proteales, Proteaceae.